Messenger RNA from Cyphellophora attinorum, 1797 nucleotides. Its product is annotated as Lipase 3. NCBI's taxonomy places the organism in Eukaryota, Fungi, Ascomycota, Eurotiomycetes, Chaetothyriales, Cyphellophoraceae. The record is from RefSeq and is a predicted model, not a curated record. Bases 1 to 1797 code for a protein of 598 amino acids. The transcript is spliced from 4 exons.
AUGACAGCAACGACUCUAAAAGAGUAUGAGCAUCCUUCAGCCAAUGCUGUAGGACUACUCGAUACCCGCUUCGACGGCCGGCCAUUGGUUCACUUUCGCGGCAUCAAGUAUGCUAGCAUACCGGAACGGUUCGCUGCGCCUGUCUACGAGCAGAGAGUCAAGCAGACGAAGCUAGAUGCUACGAAAUUUGGGCCACGAUGCCCACAGAUCCCCGUCGACGUGCGGGAUCUGAUGCAGAUACCGAAGGACUUGGAGCAGUGGCCGCCGGAGGUGGACGAUGAGUUUGAGUGCUUGAAUUUGAAUAUUACCGUGCCUGAGAAGAUUCAGGGGAAGCUGCCUGUCUUGAUAUGGGUCUAUGGCGGUGCCCAAGUCGUCUCGUUUUCGAGCUCGGCACAUCGCCUGUGCGAAACCGGACCACUCGCCGCCCAAGCCAUAUCCUCCGGCAGGCCAAUCGUCCUCGUAAACCCAAACUACCGCCUCAAUCUCUUCGCCUACGGCGACGGCAAACCCAACAGCGAAAAGAACCUGCACAUCCAAGACCUCCAGCUCGCCGUCCGAUGGACCGUGGACAACAUCGCUGCCUUCGGCGGUGACCCCGCUCGUAUCACCAUCGCUGGCGAAUCCGCUGGCUCUAUCCUGACGCAUGCUCUCUGCUUGACGCUCCCGCCGUCGAUUUCGAUCAGCAGGGCGAUCUUAUGCUCUGGUUCUAUUGGGACAUCGCGGUUUCAGAAGUCGGGGUUCUUCGAGCCGACGCUUGAGAGGGUGUUGAAGGCUGUUCGUGAGGCUGCGGCUGCGCAGAAGGUUGAGAGUGUGGAGGAUUUGACGCUCAAGACGGCGCCGGUGUCGUUGUUGGUCGCUGGUAUGGCUGCGGGGUCGAUGAUGUCGAUUCCGUUGCGGGAGCCGGAUGACUUGGCGGACCUCCCGUCUUUGCUCGGUUCAUUGACGAGGCUGGAGGCGCUUAUGGUGGGGGAUUGUGAGUUUGAGGGUGUGCUGUGGAUGCAUGGUGUUCGUCUGCUCUCGGACGAGGCGCUGAGGGAGUGUUUCCUCGGCAGCUCAGAGCUGGAGGAGGGGGCGGGUGCCUCGUACUCUUCUCGGAAUCAGUGCUUGGCGUCGACGUAUCUUGACUCUCCAUCGUCAAAGGCCUCAGACACGCCAACACUCGGGCUGGGCCAAGCCCAAAGCGGUGCGCUGGACUUCAUGGCGGACUACCUCUUCCACGUGGCCAACCACGACAUCAUCUCCUCGGUGGCAUCCUCGAAUACGAAGGUGUUCAGCUAUGUCUUCGACGAAGCCAAUCCCUUCCCAGAUCCAAAGUCUCCAGCCGGUGUUCCCCGCGCGCAUCAUGGCGUCGAUCUACUCGCGCUGUGGGACAGCUACGCCUCCGAGUAUCCUGUGGAGAAUGACGGAGCGUUCGCGAACGUGAGUAAGGCUUAUCGCGACAAGAUUAUUGCUUUCGUCAAUGGCGAAGAGCCGUGGGACGCUGUGCAGUCAGCCAAAGAUAGCAAGGAAACAUAUGCGUACGCAUUCGGCCCGCGAGGCGCGCACGGCGAGAUCACACAAGACGAGUACGCACAGCGGCGAAGGGUGGAGAAGUGGGCGGUCAUGAAGGACGUCGGGGAUGAGGUGGUUGACGGGGUUUGGCGGAGGCUGAUGAGCGCGGUGGAGAAGGCGAUUAGGGAAACGAUGGCAGCUAUGGCUGCUGCUGCUGCUGCGAAGGGAAAGGUCGGCGUGGAAGGUGCGACGGAUGAUGUUGGGAAGGUAAAGCUUGACGGUGGUGAUGGGAAGGGGAAGCUAUGA